Messenger RNA from Notothenia coriiceps (black rockcod), 2281 nucleotides. Its product is annotated as dnaJ homolog subfamily C member 4-like. The transcript has a single exon. NCBI's taxonomy places the organism in Eukaryota, Metazoa, Chordata, Actinopteri, Perciformes, Nototheniidae. The record is from RefSeq and is a predicted model, not a curated record. The coding region runs from base 32 to 1027 and encodes 331 amino acids.
AAAUCGUCUUAUUCCUUUGCCCCCUUCCAACAUGGCGGAGGUCAGGCUUCGCUUUAGAAGGGGAGCCUACAACUUUGUUCUCAAAACCUAUAAUCGACAACUCCUUGAAAGUCAGAAUAAGCAACGUGAAAGGGCAAUAACAGCCCCUAGUGUCUCUGCGGGGUUUGGAUGUGGUGCGUUUCAAGAUGGAGGACUUUAUGGAGCUGACAGAGCGACCGCGGGAGAUUCUCAGGACAGUUACACAAGGGUAACACCACUGUUUGGUAAUAUUGACAAUGGGAAUGUCGCUCAAUAUCACUCCAAUGAAGAGUAUUUACUUUCUAAUAAAUCUCCAAUUCAGAAUAUAGAUCUACAUCGAAUUUACGCCAAAUUACGUUGGACUCCCUACACGUUUAGACCAGCUGAUCUACAUCAGAGCCUCGGUUUGUGUGGAGGACAUCCUUCACAUGUUGUGUUUAUCAGAGCUUACAGCGGCAACGGGGCCAGAUCCGAGCCGCUUUACAAAACCAAAACAGAAUACUAUGAAAUCCUGGAGGUGUCACCCACCGCCAGCCAUGCCCAGAUAAAAACAGCCUACUACAAGCAGUCCUUCCUGUACCACCCGGACCGAAACGCAGGCAGUGAGCACGCCACCGUCCGCUUCUCGGAGAUAAGCGAGGCCUACACGGUGCUGGGAAACAAGGCUCUGAGGAAGAAGUACGACCGGGGUCUGCUGGGUCCGUCAGACCUCUUAACAACCAGACCCUCCGGCAAGGACACCGGGAGCUCUGAGAAACAGCACGCCGGGAGUAGACUGCGGUCUUUGGUGGGCCUGCGAGAAACAGCCUUUGACUUUGACAGAUUUAUCAAGAGCCACUACAGCGAGCAGCUCCAGAGAGAAAGGAACAGCAAGAUCCGCAGAGAGGAGAUACGGAGGAAGCAGGAGGAGACUUUUCGGGAGAAGAAGUUGAACACGGCGAACGAGUUGGGAAUUAUGAUGAUGGUGAUUACAGGCGCGUUUUUACUGAUCAGCGUAUACAAGGCGUGAUGUUCACUCACAUGGAGGAUGUUGGACUUCAAUCAUCACCACUUCUCAUUCUACAACAAAAAGACUGCUGUUGAAAGCUCUUUGUUUGAACCCUGUUUGACCGCUCUGCUUGAGAAGGAAACUUUUGUGAAGUAUGGAUAUCAUAACUUUAUUUUUAAGUAAAUGUGACACAGUGCAAUUAUAAUAAGAUCACACUAACAGCUACAAAGACCAAACGGUUCAGUACAGUUCUGUAUUCACAGUUUUAUCUUGGUGUAGCCUUUGUCAAGACUUGAAGGUUUAUCUGUUUUUUAACACCAACGGCCAUGUAAAUCAAAAAUAACAUUAUAAAUAGUGCAUUAAAAUCAUUAAUAUUACAUUAAUAAGAAUACAAGAGUUUCACAAUACUGAUGCAGAAACACUUGAUCCAGUACUCAACGAUCAGGUUUCAACAACAAGUUUUUAAUUCCUCACUUUGCCAUAAAUGGUGUCUUUUUAAAUAUAGUACACAAUUCACAGGUUGGUUCAGCACCUGGUAGUGCUACAGUUCAUUUUUGGCUUUUAUAAAGUCAUCUGUCUUGCAGAUUUCUUUAUUUUUGAUUUAUGGUUUCAAGUAUUGCUAUUUAGAAAUAUUUCAAGCAAUGUAAGAAAGUAAGGGAUGUGUGAAUCAAACUAUUUAAAAGAGGCAUAAUAGGAACUGUAUGUUUAUGCUCAAUGAAAAGGUGCCUUGAGAUGAUAUUUAUUGUAAAACUGAAUGGUUAUAUUGUACAGAUAUUUAACUAAUAAAUGGUUUAUGAGCAGUGCCUGUGUUUAUAAACUUUGCCUAUAAAACCUCUCAAAGCAGCUGAAAAGUGAUGAAAGCAAACCCAUUGCUCAAAUAUUCAAGACACAAAGCUUUGUUUACGUCUGUUUUAAACAUCAUGUAUUGAACACAAACAUUUAGUGCAUUUAGAAAUUCACAGUUCACAUCGCAGUUAAAAGUAGACAAAAUAGUCAUAGCAGUGCACAUUACUAACAAACUGGCCAAACACAACUUAAAGUGCAUCUACAAGAAUACUGAUAACUUAUUAAAUAUAAUCAAAAGUGCUUGCAUAACAAAAUCAACACUAAAAUAUAUGAAAAAAUACAGCUUAUGCAAUUCCCUUUUUUUACAUGGUAGCUCCAUGGUCAAGAAUAAACUUGUGUAUAGGCCGAUCUAGCCUAGUAAAGUUUAGAUCUUUUUUGUUAAAUGAUCUGCAAUGUGCCGAUUAGUUUGGUGAAAUGUAAUUGGGAUUA